This is a messenger RNA of Salvia splendens (bonfire salvia), 597 nucleotides long. RefSeq lists its product as uncharacterized. The record is from RefSeq and is a predicted model, not a curated record. The transcript has a single exon. Bases 1 to 597 code for a protein of 198 amino acids. NCBI's taxonomy places the organism in Eukaryota, Viridiplantae, Streptophyta, Magnoliopsida, Lamiales, Lamiaceae.
AUGGAUUCCGACGAUGAACGAUUCCAACAAGCGGUAGAUCUGGUGUUCCAAAACCUUGUUGCAGCGGUGCAACGUGAAGCCGACGAGGUGGAAGAUGCGGCGGAGGCGGUGGCAGUCCCUCGGCCAUUCUAUCAUCGGCGGUAUUUCGACCGUGAUCAUGCCGGGGCUGACCGCCGGUUGAUGGAAGACUACUUCAACGAGAACGCCCGUUAUCCGCCAGAGGUUUUCCGUAGGCGAUUCAGAAUGUCUCAAAAUCUCUUCGUCCAUAUAGCGACGUGUUUGGCGCAGAGGUUCAAGUGCUUCAACUUGCGAUAUGAUGCCACCGGUCGACCCGGCUUGUCGACAUACCAGAAGUGUACGAUGGCAAUUAGGCAACUUGCCUAUGCCGGGCCUGCUGACAUGUUCGACGAAUACCUACAGAUGGACGAAACGACUGCCCUACAGACGUUGAGGCAGUUUUGCAGGGGCAUUAAGGAUAUCUUCAAAGGGGAGUAUCUACGGAAGCCAUCGGCCGAUGAUUGCCAGAGAUUGAUUGAUAUGCACGGGACUGCACAUCAUUUUCCAGGGAUGUUGGGGAGCAUCGAUUGCAUGCACUAG